UGCCUUCCCUUCCCCAUUUUCGUUAUUCGUGUUGGCGAGACGAGAGAGAGAGAGAGAGAGAUGGCGAACAAGCUCAUAAGCCAAAUGGGUCUUCCCAAGUCUGUAUCCAACGUCUUUGCGGCUCGAAACAUCAUCACCGCUAAGGAUGCACUGUCCUUGACUGAAUUCGAGUUGAUGGAGUUGUUAGACUUGAAUUUGUCCGAGGUGAUAUCUGCAGUGGGACACAUUAGUGAAAUUGCUUCGCCGCCAUAUCAAACUGCUUUGUCUCUUCUGGAACUGCGUGUCAACAAGGAGAAUUUUGCAGGCCACCUUCCAACUCGUUUGAAAGGAUUAGAUGCUGCCUUAUGCGGUGGAAUUCCAUUUGGUGUUGUUACGGAAUUGGUCGGUCCUGCAGGGAUUGGCAAAACCCAGUUCUGCCUCAAGCUCUCAUUGCUUGCUGCACUUCCUUCUGCUUAUGGAGGAUUAGAUGGUCAUGUGUUAUUCAUUGAUACAGAAUCCAAAUUCAGUUCUAAAAGAAUGAUAGAAAUUGGAGUGAAUAGCUUCCCAGAAGUAUUUCACAAGGAAAAUAUGGCUCAAGAGAUGGCAGGAAGGAUCAUUGUACUCAGACCGACAUCACUUUCUGAAUUUACAGAGAGAUUACAACAAAUUAGAGAUUCUCUCUUCCAACAUAAUGUGAAGCUGCUAAUUGUUGAUAGCUUGGCAGCUCUUCUUUCAGGGGAAAGCUCACAGGGGCCUCAUAGACAACACUCAUUGGGCUGGCACAUAUCAUUUCUUAAAUCGCUUGCUGAGUUCUCACGAAUUCCUGUUGUGGUUACCAACCAAGUGAGAUCUCAAAAUCGUGAUGAAAUAUCCCAGUAUUUUUUCCAAGCGCAGAGGAUAACUAACAACCUUGAUAAUCCCACAAAAUUUGAUCACCAUUUAAUUGCUGCUCUUGGAAUCCAUUGGUCUCAUGCUGUUACGAAUCGCCUUGUAUUUGAAUCUAGAUCAGGUCAAAGGUUUAUGAAAGUAGCAAAAUCUUCAAUAUCUCCACCAAUUGCUUUUCCCUUCGACAUAACGUCAUCUGGUAUUUCGUUGCUAGAUGAUGAUGGAGAGGAAAUUACUGGGCCAGAAAUAAAUACCAUAAAUUAUCAAGGCCACAGCUGUCUCAAUGUUUAGGGAUUCUCCUCAAUUGGGUCUCUCUCACAACAAUUGAUCAUAGCUUCUCUUUAAUGCAGCAGCCAGCAGGGGACAUGGAGUAUAAUACCAGGUGUUGCCUAUUGAAUAUCUCCAAGAGGCCAACUUGCUUGACCACGGCAUAUGGAAAACAUAGAGAAAGAGUUGGUUGGGUUGUUUCAUAGUAUGUUUGAUAUCUGUCUCAGACGCUGUUUAAAGUAGUGAUAUAUUUUUAAGGUUAACUAAUCUCAAUCAAUGUCCAGAUUCAAGUUGAUGAA
Messenger RNA from Ipomoea triloba (trilobed morning glory), 1430 nucleotides. Its product is annotated as DNA repair protein RAD51 homolog 2. Lineage: Eukaryota; Viridiplantae; Streptophyta; Magnoliopsida; Solanales; Convolvulaceae. The record is from RefSeq and is a predicted model, not a curated record. Gene Ontology annotation, cellular component: Rad51B-Rad51C-Rad51D-XRCC2 complex; replication fork. Gene Ontology annotation, biological process: double-strand break repair via homologous recombination. The coding region runs from base 61 to 1155 and encodes 364 amino acids. Gene Ontology annotation, molecular function: single-stranded DNA binding; ATP-dependent DNA damage sensor activity; ATP binding. The transcript has 14 exons.